GCCACGCCCCCUUGCGCGCUCGGGACUCACUUCCGGGCACUGGCACGGCGUGACGUCAGGAGGAGGGCAGGGAGUCCCAAGAGACUUCUGGCUUGAGGCAGGGAGUCGACAGCGCGCAAUCUGCGAUCCGUGUCUCAUCACCUCUUCAGCCGAUCAGUCGAGGGCGAGGACCAGUAGGCAGCUCGCAAGAUGGGUGAAAGGAAAGGUGUAAACAAGUAUUACCCUCCGGAUUUCAAUCCCGAAAAGCAUGGCUCUCUCAACCGAUACCACAACAGCCACCCGCUACGGGAGCGGGCUCGGAAGCUGUCCCAAGGCAUCCUCAUUAUCAGGUUUGAGAUGCCCUAUAACAUCUGGUGCGACGGCUGCAAGAACCACAUCGGCAUGGGUGAGCCCCGCCCACCCUCCGUUCCUCGCCCCGCCCCCGACCACUCAGCCCCGCAGAUGGCCAGCCCCUUGGCCGCUGGGCCCAGGAGAGGCCGUCUCCACCAGGGGCCCCCGAUCAGGCUUCGGAGAGGAAACGGGCACCCGAGUGACUGGUGUUCGUUACAAUGCAGAAAAGAAGAAGGUUGGCAAUUAUUACACAACGCCCAUCUACAGGUUCCGGAUGAAAUGCCACCUGUGUGUCAACUACAUCGAGAUGCAGACGGACCCCGCCAACUGCGACUACGUGAUUGUGAGUGGCGCCCAGCGCAAGGAGGAGCGCUGGGACAUGGAGGACAACGAGCAGGUGCUGACGACAGAGCAUGAGAAGAAGCAGAAGCUGGAGACGGACGCCAUGUUUCGCCUGGAGCACGGCGAGGCCGACCGGAGCACGCUCAAGAAGGCCCUCCCCACCUUGAGCCACAUCCAGGAGGCCCAGAGCGCCUGGAAGGAUGACUUCGCUCUCAACAGCAUGCUGCGGAAAAGGUUCCGGGAGAAGAAAAAAGCCAUGCAGGAGGAGGAGGAGAGGGACCAGGCGUUGCAGGCUAAGGCGAGCCUGGCCAUCCCGCUGGUGCCCGAGACGGAGGACGACCGCAAGCUGGCCGCCCUGCUCAAGUUCCACACCCUGGACUCCUACGAGGACAAGCAGAAACUCAAGCGGACGGAGAUCAUCAGCCGCUCCUGGUUCUCCUCCACCCCGGGACCCCGCACCGGCAGCAGCAAAGCCGGCAGCGUCCUGAAGAAGCUGGCCCAGAACCGCAGAUGCGCACCCGUCGGCUCCCCCAUCACCGUAGAGGACCUGGGCAUCGUGCGGCGGCGGUCCCGAGAGGCCUUGGAGAACCUCCGGCUCGCCGCGGAGACCCCCAAGCCUGGGGAGCCAUGGGUGCCAGAGGGGAACACCCAGGACAGGCCCGCAUCCCCCCCAGACUGCUCUCCGGAGACAGCCGAGACCCCCAGGAGCAGGGGACCUCCAGGGCAGGCGGGGAAACGUCAGGACAGACCCCGGUCCCCACCAGGCCCCUCUCAGGAGGCAGCCGCCUCCCAGGACGACACACCACCCCCGGGCACCCUCAGCUCCUCCCUGGUGGCCGAUUACUCCGACUCAGAGAGUGAGUGAGCAGUUCUGGGCACUGGGCCUGCUCCAGAGGCUGCGACCCAGCCAGGAGGCCCCUCCCGGACUGCAGCCUUGCUUGCCCCCCAGCCCCCCGAGCGCCCAGACGCUGCCCCUCCCGAGACCUCGCCUUCCUGCAGCAGUGGAGUUAUUUAUUUGGUCCUGGAGAGGGCGUUUGUGCCUUGUGGGACAACAUCCCAACAUUAAAGCCCUGCUUCUUUGU
Molecule: messenger RNA, 1754 nt
Organism: Lynx canadensis (Canada lynx)
Lineage: Eukaryota; Metazoa; Chordata; Mammalia; Carnivora; Felidae
Gene: YJU2B
Product: coiled-coil domain containing 130
Exons: 10
Coding region: 248-1537 (429 amino acids)
Biological process (GO): mRNA splicing, via spliceosome
Cellular component (GO): post-mRNA release spliceosomal complex; U2-type spliceosomal complex
Source: RefSeq, a predicted model, not a curated record